ACUGAACAAGGAGAACAGAGAGAGAACUGAGCGACUAGAGACACAAACUGCUGGAGGACGAAACAACAAGCAAAUCAGAGUAAAACUUCACUCUGAGACAAAAUGGCUUCCAGAUCAGACGAUGAUCUCUGCUGUCCGGUCUGUCUGGAGAUAUUUAAGGAUCCGGUUCUUCUGUCAUGCAGCCACAGCUUCUGUAAGGAAUGUCUGCAGAAAUGUUGGAGAGAGAAACCAGGAAGAGAGUGUCCAGUUUGUAGGAGAUCUUCUAGAGAUGAUCCUCCCUGUAAUCUGGCUCUGAAGAAUCUGUGUGAGUCUUUGUUACAGCAGAGAAACCAAAAAGCUUCAGAGGGUCUCUGCUCUCUGCACUCUGAGAAACUCAAACUCUUCUGUCUGGACCAUCAGCAGCCAGUGUGUAUCGUCUGCAGAGAUUCAGAAAAACACACCGAGCACAGAUUCAGACCCAUCGAUGAAGCUGCUCAGCAACACAGGAAGAAACUUGAGGAAACUCUGGAGCCUUUAGAGGAGAAGCUGGAGCUCAGGAAGAAAGUUCAGGAGGAGUUUGAUCAGACAGCAGAACACCUGGAGGUCCAGGCCCGACACACAGAGAGGCAGAUUGUUGAGCAGUUUAAGAAGCUUCAUCAGUUUCUAGCAGAGGAAGAGGAGGCCAGGCUGGCUGCACUGAGGGAGGAAGCGAAGCAGAAGAGAGGGAUGAUGAAGGAGAAGAUGGAGGCUCUGAGCAGAGAGAUAGCAGCCCUAUCAGACUCAGUCAGAGCCACAGAGGAGGAGCUGAGAGCUGCAGACGUCUCAUUCCUGCACAACUACAAGGCUGCAGUGGAAAGAGUCCAGCGCUGCCCCCUGCUGGAGGAUCCACAGCUGCCCUCAGGAGCUCUGAUAGACCAGGCCAAACAUCUGGGCAACCUGGCCUUCAACAUCUGGAGCAACAUGGAGACCAUGGUGACCUACACUCCUCUGGUUCUGGAUCCAAACACGGCUGGUCCAUGGCUCAAUCUGUCUGAAGAUCUGACUGGUUCGAUUUAUGGAGAGAAACAGCAGCUUCCUGAUAAUCCAGAGAGGUUUGGUUACUAUUCUGUUCUGAGUUCUGAGGGUUUUAACUCAGGGAACCACAGCUGGGAUGUUGAUGUUGGAGACAGUAAAGGCUGGAGACUUGGUGUGUUGGAAGAGUCUGUAGAGAGGAAGGGAGACAUAAAGUCUGGAUUGUUGUAUAUAAGGUUAGAUAUCUUUGGAUACUCAGCAGAUUCUCCAUCAGCUCGUCCCAUUUUUCUCUCAGACCAGAAGAAAGUCCAGAGGAUCAGAGUGAAUCUGGACUGGGACAGAGGAAAGCUGUCCUUCUCUGACCUGGAUACUAACACACACAUACACACCUUCACACACACCUUCACUCAGAAGAUGUUUCCAUACUUCGGCAGUUAUAAUAAAACAGUAAAGAUCCAACCGAUGAAGAUCUCAGUGAUCAAACAGCAGCUCUGAUGAUCUCAGCAUGAAGAACAAAUUAAUCCUUAUUGAUCAGAUGAUUGAUUGGUUUUAUGAUUGAUAGUUUGCUGGUUUGGCGAAUUUGUUAUUUUGAAACUCAGUAUUUUUAUUUAGGAAACUGGAGACGAUCUGAUCGUCUCUGGACUUUUUAUUUCUUUUGUGUUUUUCCAUCAUAAUAUUUUCAAGUGUUUUUAUUAUUUACAACAAAUUGAUGAAAAUAAGUUUCUAGCUACAUGAUUGAAAGUUUGUUCUUUUAAUUUUACUUAUAAAGGAUUUUAUAAUGAAAACUAUCACAACAUUUAUACAAAAGUAACGUCUUUACUUUUGGUUGAAGAGUUUUUAUUUAUAUAAAUGUUGCGUAAAUUAGACAUUUCCAAACAAGAAGAUUGUUUUUAUCAUUUUGGAAGAAUUUCAUGCAAAAAACUGAUCAGCUGCUUCAUGGGAACAAAUGUCUGUUGUUCUUGUCUCCUGUUGAUCUGAAACAGCAAAAUAAAGCCAAUAAAACAGACAGU
Poecilia latipinna (sailfin molly) is the source of this 2000-nucleotide messenger RNA. RefSeq names its product nuclear factor 7, brain-like. NCBI's taxonomy places the organism in Eukaryota, Metazoa, Chordata, Actinopteri, Cyprinodontiformes, Poeciliidae. The record is from RefSeq and is a predicted model, not a curated record. Bases 103 to 1485 code for a protein of 460 amino acids. The transcript has 2 exons. Gene Ontology annotation, molecular function: zinc ion binding; protein binding.